This is a messenger RNA of Magallana angulata, 3516 nucleotides long. RefSeq lists its product as uncharacterized. Lineage: Eukaryota; Metazoa; Mollusca; Bivalvia; Ostreida; Ostreidae. The record is from RefSeq and is a predicted model, not a curated record. The transcript has 2 exons. Gene Ontology annotation, molecular function: protein binding. Bases 1370 to 3418 code for a protein of 682 amino acids.
AAAGAGAUCAAUCUGAAAAUUACAAUUGGGGAACAUUUCUGUCGAAAUCAAAGGUACUCUCUGAGGGAUUCUAUUGAAAUCUGCUGCAAAAGUCUAUUUCAAAUUGACAAAUAAUACCAACAUUUUAAAGGCCUCGGGGAACAUAUUGCUUUCCUGUGCCCCAACUCAUUUUAUCUAUUUGUUCCUAUGUAAAAAUUCAUACCCCAACUAUGGUCCCACCCUACCACGGGGAUUAUGAUUAUGAACAAACUUGAAUCUACUCUACCUGAGGAUACUUCAAGUUUAAGCAUUUCUGGGGAAAUAAUUUUUUAGAAAACUUUUCAAAAAUGCAAAGUUUGCAAAAAUUCCAAAUUAUUCUCCAUAAAAGAUGAUAUGACCCAUCAUUUUAACAAAAUGUACCAAAAUUGGUAAAUGAAAUUGACGCUGUGGUUCUGAAGAGGAAAUUAACCAUAGGCCUUUACAUUUACAUACAUAUUAAUAUUGUAAUGGUUUUCAAACAAUAAGUUUUAUUGUUUUCAAACAAUUAGUCUGUUAGUUUUCAAUGAAUUUCAUACAUCAAACUCAAUAACUGUUAAAUUGAUGCAUUUUAUAUAUUAGUCUGUUAGUUUUCAAUGAAUUUCAUACAUCAAACUCAAUAACUGUUAAAUUGAUGCAUGUUAUAUUUUCCAAUAAUCUUUAAAUCUGCAACGAAGAGAGAUUUCUGUUGUAAAAUACAGUACUGUUUUUCCAGUGUUAUCGGUUUGUCUUUUCUGUUACAUACAUGUACGGUAAGUACAAAAACAACUUGUCUUAGGAUUGGAUAUUUUCAUGCCAUUUGUAAUCAAAGGCACAAACUGUGUUUUUGUACAUGUACUAAUUUACUGUAAAAUGAUAAUUGAAAGAUAUCAACAAACAAACUGCUUUAUUUUGAAAAUUAAUACAAAAAAACCCCGAAUUAUAUUACUUUUGUUUCUUCUAAAAUAUAAUUGGCAUAUCUUAAUUUGAAAUAGUUUCACAAUCCAGUCCAAAUAAAUUCACAGUCGAGUCUGAACAAGUAUUGAAGUUAAUUCAUUUCACCUUACUGUAAAUUUUUAACCAAAGCAGGACGGAUAAAAUUGUAGGACCAUGAAUCCUAUAAUCCCCUCUUCCUCUGACAGCAAAUAAUUUCUAAUUUAGUUUAUGGAAUUUUUGUAUUUUUAUAUACUGGAACAUGUUUUUUUUCAUACAAUUACAAAUAAAAUUAAUCCUUUAUAAUCCAAAUAUUUUUUAUUUCCUUAAAUGAUAUCCUUCCGUUUUCAAUACAGAGUUGUACAAGAAAAUAGCAGCACCUUAAAUAUAAUAGCAGCAUAAACUUUCUCCUCAAUAGAUACCGUAUGUGAUUUCUUUCAACAUGGAGUCUUUCCCCCAACAAAUAUGUGAGGGACUGCAGAACAUGUCGGAGUCCAUGUUUGUGGGACUGUGUAAGAAAGUGGGAACCUCACAACAGGUAGCCAUCAGGAGGGAGACAAUAGACAUCGGGGAGAUGGUGGACAGACGAGUGAAACAUGAUGGGAUCAUGGAGAUGAUGAGUGGAAGUAGGAAAGAAGGGUUCGAUCUGAAGGGAUCAGAUUUGGACACCAUGUACUGGCCAAACGACCACCGAGUGAUCAUGGACAGGUCUCAGUCUGAGUAUUACAACACAGCCAAUACAACCUUGAUUCUCUCUGACAGUUCUGAGAGUCCACCAGGAUUCACUUUACUCCAGUUACUGACACCAUCAAGAUGCAGAGAAGUCCAAUCAUCAUGUGUCAGAAUGAAUGGCAGAGUCUAUAUAUCUAGUUCUCUAAACAGACAGUUAACUUGUUCAUUAAGUUUUCCUAAUUCUACUGUACAUGGACCUUGUGGUAGUGGUGUUGUAGGAGGAGUAGAAUAUGACAGUGCCUUCUGUUUUGUUUGUGACUUUUGGCCUCAAUCUGCCUCCUCAUGGAUAGACAGAUGUCACUCAUGGCCUGACCCUGAAGUUGUUGAUGACAUUGUCAGAAAUGGAUGUCACUUUGUAGCAAUAGGACAUCCAUUUGGACCCCAUGAAAAUGAAGAAUGGAGAAUUUCUUUUUCACGGGCAGAAUAUAAACUAGUUUAUUCAAUGAGCCACUGUCAGUUUUUGACAUAUGGUUUGUUAAAACUUUUCUUAAAAGAAGUUUUAAAUCAACAAUCAGAAGAAACCAAUAAACUGUUGUGUUCCUAUCACAUGAAGACAACAGUUUUCUGGGCGAUUCAACAAAACACACUACCUCACUGGUGUCCACAAAAUCUCCUGGCCGGUUUCUGGAUCUGCUUCAAACUUCUCCUUAAAUGGGUGUAUAAAGGGAUCUGCCCAAACUUUUUCAUCCCACAAAACAACAUGUUUCUGACCAAGGUCCAUGGCUCAGCACAAAACAGAUUGUUCCUACAGUUACAUGAAUUGUACAAGAAAGGUCUGGCCUGUCUGUUACAGAGUUCCUCUAUCAGGUCCUACAUCAUUAAUGUCCUGUACAAUCCCAGACUUUCUAUUUGUACAGAUGAAAGUAUGAUUAGGUCUGAAGUUGACUUUGAUAUUCUAAUUUCCAUCAUACAGUCAACUAUUCCAACUCCAGCUAGUUCUCUGUAUCAAACAACCAAAGCCAUACACACAAUAGAACAGUUUGUGGAGUCACCAAUGACACAUCAUCAAGUUGUAAUGAUACAGAGAAUUGCAGCCUUCUACCUUCAGAGCACUUCUUUUCUAUUAAUACAGAACAUACACACUAAUACAGGUGUCAACAAACAGAUGUAUAUUGCAGACAAAAUGUCCUGUCACAUGCUGAAAUUAGCAGCCAAGUUUGGGUGUAUAUCUGACAUGUUGCUCAUUGCCAUGUAUUAUUACAAGACACUCAGAUACAGGGAAGCUUUAUCUGUUAUAGAGUUGACAAAGGUCAAAUUAGCACAGCCAUAUCUGAUGUAUAAUGGACGUGUAGACAGAGAGAGGUAUACUGAGGCUGUAGGGGGACAGUCCUGGUCUACAAAGAUGAGACAGGCUGUAGCACAGGAUAUCAUACUUAACAAUGAAAUCUGUUAUAUCAGUGAACUAAUUCCAGAACAACAGUCUGGUCUACAGAACGGAGCGCCUGCAUCAUUUGUCCCAGUGUUUGUAAUGUUACACUUCCUAGAGUUCUUGUGUUACAGACACAUUGAUACAACAUUAUCACAAGCAGCUCUAGAUGAGCUACAGGUCCUAGUCCACCACGAUCAGGGACGGUAUGUAUGUGGUAUUUCCAGAGACAUCUCCUGGGAGAUCCUGGGGAUCUGUCAACAGAUGACAGGGGAUAUCCAGGCUGCUCUAUACUCAUACCAACAGUCACUCACACAGGAUCCAUAUCAUUGCAUACAAACUGCCACACAGAGGAGAAUACAGGACAUAGUUCAGUCAACACAACACCAGUAAAUAAAUCAGUAAUUUGUAAUAUCCACCAACAAAACCAACAUGUACAGAUCUAUGUACAGAUUUCUACACGCCAGUUAAAAAACGUGUACAAAGUAACA